Messenger RNA from Ostreococcus lucimarinus CCE9901, 285 nucleotides. RefSeq lists its product with no specific name. The coding region runs from base 1 to 285 and encodes 94 amino acids. Gene Ontology annotation, biological process: protein folding. The transcript has a single exon. The record is from RefSeq and is a predicted model, not a curated record. NCBI's taxonomy places the organism in Eukaryota, Viridiplantae, Chlorophyta, Mamiellophyceae, Mamiellales, Bathycoccaceae. Gene Ontology annotation, molecular function: protein folding chaperone; ATP binding.
AUGAAAUCUUCCGAGUGCCAAGCCAUGGGCGACCGCGUGCUCGUGCUCGCGGACAAGGCGGAGAGCCAAACCAAGGGUGGGCUGUUUUUGGCGGGCGGCGCGGGCGCGGGCGGACCGGGAUCGAGCGUCACGGGAAAAGUGGCGAGCGUCGGUGAAAACGUGAAGGGAAUCAAAAAAGGGGACGCGGUGCUGAUCAAUGGAUUCUCGGGGACGGAGGUUGAGUUCGAGGAUGGUGAGAAGGGGAAGUUUAUCAACGCCGUCGACGUGUUGGCGGUGCUCGGAUAG